AUGUACACAUACCAAGAGUCUAUAGAAAUUCCCAACAUUACUUUACAGCCAGGAAUCCCCUCCCCCACAAACGUCCCCUCUUCUCGCUCCUUCUUUUCUCUCCCUCCCACCAGGAGUGUGAGACCCACGAGGCCGGGGGAGGUCCGGCCCCACCACCUGCUGCGUGGGCGCUUCCGGCUCCCCCCUCCCCACCCGAGCCGGGAGGGGCAGAGGGAGGCGCCUAACUCUGGGCUCGAGCGCCGCCCGCCAGCUUUCUCAGCUUGCCAGCCGGCCGGCCGGCCCGAACGGGGGGAGGGGACAGCUCUAGCCGACGAGGGCCCCGGGCCACUCUCACCUGGCGGCGGCUCCCUCCGCCAGACGCGCCCGCCACCACCGCCGCCGCCGCCGUCGCCGCCCCCGCCGCGGGUGAAUGGGGACAGGACUGGAGGCUGAGAAGAAGGACCAAAUACUUCAAAAGGUGGAGGGUGAGGAGAAGAAGGAACAGGAAAGGAAAAGGAAGAAAGGAGUAAGCAUUAGUUAGGGGGCAACUAUCUGCCAGGAACUGUGCUUUAUAAAUAUUAACUCAUUUGAUCUUCAUAAUCCCCUGGUGAUGUAAGUGUUGUUACUAUACCCAUUUGACAGUUGAGAAAACUGAGGUUGAGCUGAGAAAGCUGAGAGAAUUGAGAUUGAAAGAGGUCUUGUGACUUGCCUCAGCGUCAUUCAGCUGGUAAAUGUCUGAGGCUGAAUUUGAACUCAGGCCCUCCUGAUUCUAGGCCCAGUUCCUAUCCACUGUACCAUCUAAUUUCUGGAAGGAAAAAAAUCAAACCAACUAACUAAAUAACAACAUAACCAGACUGUCAUGAACUUGUAGAUACAGAUCACUGUCCUGAACAGGGAAAAGGAGCUGUCCAUGAAUUUUGGAAACUAUAGGAUCAUCCCAGGAAGACGCCAUCUGGAAAUACCAGCUGGCAACUGUCUGUAUGAGUACUACAAUUUCUGCCUUCCCCACACACGCAUUUACUGAAGACCCAGAAGAGAAAGUUCUGGAUAUCAAAAUCCAUGGCUCUAUCAAAUGGCUCAAAAUCAGAAAUAGAUGCGGCUUUAUCGGUGGAAAUUACAAUAAAGAAUUUCCUUUUCUCA
Messenger RNA from Antechinus flavipes (yellow-footed antechinus), 1119 nucleotides. RefSeq names its product basic proline-rich protein-like. The coding region runs from base 1 to 432 and encodes 143 amino acids. The transcript is spliced from 3 exons. Lineage: Eukaryota; Metazoa; Chordata; Mammalia; Dasyuromorphia; Dasyuridae. The record is from RefSeq and is a predicted model, not a curated record.